Mangifera indica (mango) is the source of this 516-nucleotide messenger RNA. Its product is annotated as alkane hydroxylase MAH1-like. The transcript has 3 exons. The coding region runs from base 1 to 516 and encodes 171 amino acids. Lineage: Eukaryota; Viridiplantae; Streptophyta; Magnoliopsida; Sapindales; Anacardiaceae. The record is from RefSeq and is a predicted model, not a curated record. Gene Ontology annotation, molecular function: oxidoreductase activity, acting on paired donors, with incorporation or reduction of molecular oxygen; monooxygenase activity; iron ion binding.
AUGCGAGAAAUUCUUAAGAAAUCAACGAAAGCGAUGGAAGAAGCAGACGAAGCAGAAGAGAGUUUUAAGGUUGAAGAAACAACAAGAACAGCUCUCACUUGGUUCUUCUGGUGUCUCUCGAAAAACCCAUCAGUUGAGGGGAAAAUCAAAGAAGAAUUAAGACGAAAUCCUGCAGGAAAAGAAGUCGAAAAAGGGCAAAUCCUCUUCAACUUGGAUGAGCUGAGUAAGCUUGUUUAUCUCCAUGCAGCUUUAUCUGAAACCCUGAGGCUAUUCCCUCCAGUCCCACAUGAAACCAGGAUUCCAGUUGAACCAGAUUGCUUCCAAGCGGCCAUAAGGCCAAGAAUUUUCCCGGGCAAGGACGUUGGAUUCUUCUUGAUGAAGGCCAUUGUGGCAACGAUUCUUCCUAACUACGAUGUUCAAGUAGUGGAAAAUCACCCUGUGGUUCAAAAUCUUAGCAUUGCGUUAUCUAUGAAGUAUGGAUUACUGGCUAGGUUUAAGAGUAUAUCAUCAGCUUGA